Messenger RNA from Labrus bergylta (ballan wrasse), 935 nucleotides. NCBI's taxonomy places the organism in Eukaryota, Metazoa, Chordata, Actinopteri, Labriformes, Labridae. The record is from RefSeq and is a predicted model, not a curated record.
AUGGAUUCAAAGCGGGCACAUUCACACAGUGAAGCUGAAAGUAGCCGAGGAGGAGGAGGAGGCAGCAGCGGUGACUCCAGCUGCGGCAGCCCGGCGUCCCCCUCCCGCAGCCCGGCCCCCUCCUCCCGCAGCCCGGCGUCCCCCUCCCGCAGCCCGGCCCCCUCCUCCCGCAGCCCGGCGUCCCCCUCCCGCAGCCCGGCCCCCUCCUCCCGCAGCCCGGCUCCCUCCUCCCGCAGCCCGGCCCCGGCGCUGCUCCCCGGGGGAAACGCGUUCGCCAACGACGGCAGCUUCAUGGAGAUGUUCAAGAAGAAGAUGGAGGAGGAGCAGAGGAAAAAAGAGACAUGUGGAGGAGCGAGUGCCACCGAGCAGGGACAGACACCAGUGGAAAAGAAGCCCCCUCCCGUGGCGAGCUUUGUGGGGAAGCGCAGAGGCGGUGUGUUCCUAAAGACCGGCAUGGUUGAGAAGAAGCUGAAAAAUGACUCAGAAGCGGUUCCAGGCAAGAGCGAUGCUUGGUCAAAGUACAUGGCUGAGGUGAAAAAGUACAAAGCUCAUCAGUGUGGUGACGACGAUAAAACCCGGCCGCUGGUCAAGUAAGGUUUUCCAAAACGGGGGAAGCGACAAAAGUGUCUGAGGAGGAUACCGUUCUGGGAGACGCUCCGGGAGAGCUGGCCGCGAUCCGGAUCCUUCUCACACUGCCAGUCCACCUUCACGUCGACAAACUGCUUCGAUCAACUCUCAGUUUUUCCUUGUUUUUUUUUGUAUUGUUUUGUGUUGCUGGUCAUUUGAUCUGGUGUCAAACGGUGUUUUCACAUUUUCAUUAUUGUUGCAUAUUUUCUAAUUUGUCAUGUCUGGGAUUAGGUCGGUGUUCUUUCAGAUAAUGAUUUGAUUUAAUGAGCCAGACGAAAGGUUUGAAUUAAAUCUACACUGCCCUUUCA